AACAUUCACAGCAACAUAACAACGACCAGCAACAGCUGAAAACCGAGCCAUCAUGAAAGUCGUGAUUAUAUUAGCGUGCUGGACAGCGCUGGCCGCCGCCCAAAUCUUAAGGCCAAUUGUCGCCGAUUUAGAUGCGGCCGCAGAUCAUCAUGAGAGCCACGGCGGAGGCCAUGGAGGUCACCAUGGCGGAAGCAGUCACCACGGCGGAGGCGGUCACCACGGCGGAGGCGGAGGCGGUCACCACGGUGGAGGCAGCAGUCACCACGGCGGAGGUAGUAACCACGGCGGAGGCGGACAUUACGGAGGCGGGGAAUAUGGACGCAAACGCCGCUCUAUUGAAGAAAUCCAAGCAGCAAUCGCCGUUGCGGAAUCCGUCGUCGAUGCCUCUGCUGAUUUAGACGUGGCCGCAGAUCAUCAUGGGACAAACGGCGGAGGCCAUGGAGGUCAUCAUGGCGGAAGCAGUCACCACAGCGGAGGUGGUCACUACGGCGGAAGCAGUCACCACGGCGGAGGUGGUCAUAAUGGCGGAGGUGGUCAUAACGGAGGCGGACAUUACGGUGGCGGUGAUUGGGGACGCAAUCGCCGCUCUAUUGAAGAAAUCCAAGCAGCAGCAAUCGCCGUUCAGGAAUCCGUCGUCGAUAACUCUGCCGAUUUAGAUGUGGCCGCACAACACGACGAGGGCUACGGUUUUUCGAGCUUCGGAACGUUAUGGUGA
This is a messenger RNA of Daphnia pulicaria, 715 nucleotides long. RefSeq names its product abscisic acid and environmental stress-inducible protein-like. The record is from RefSeq and is a predicted model, not a curated record. Bases 53 to 715 code for a protein of 220 amino acids. Lineage: Eukaryota; Metazoa; Arthropoda; Branchiopoda; Diplostraca; Daphniidae. The transcript has 2 exons.